ACCGAGGGAAGGGCGAGGCUGACAAUAGGAGCUUGGAGCAUGGAAAAUAAUUGAUCCGCUGUAACUAGCGGGAUUACCCUUAUCUCGCCCCAUCCUAUCCUUAUCAGAUGGCCGCCGUCCCAACUUUUCCCAAACCCACCUCCACAACCAGCCUCGCGCCGAUAUCCCCAGUCCAACUGCCCACAAUGGUCUGCGCAAAAUGUCAAAAGCUCACGAAGCCUACCUCCCUCGCCACACCGGGCGUCAAGAAGAAGAGCGAGAUGUACUACGGCUCUCCCGCCGGCACCAAGACCGCAUCUGCUGGCAGCUCCGCGACCUUGGGGCAAACCAGUAUUGGCAAGUCCAAGCUCCUCUCCGCCUCCGCCAAAAACCCCUACGCCGCCUACGCCGCGAAAUGCACCGGCAAAGAAUGCGUCACCAAGAUCGAGUCGGGGAGGAAAUACUGCAAUAAAUGUGCGUAUCGCGCGAAUGCGUGCGCGGUGUGUGGGAAGAAGAAUGCCCCCGAGAAGAAGGCCGCGCCGGUGAUUGCGGGGCAGAAGUUUACGCUUAAGUGAGGAGGGAAGGGGGGAAGGAGAUAUAUUGUAUAUUUAUUGAGGGAUGG
Molecule: messenger RNA, 601 nt
Organism: Pseudogymnoascus destructans
Lineage: Eukaryota; Fungi; Ascomycota; Leotiomycetes; Thelebolales; Thelebolaceae
Exons: 2
Coding region: 108-554 (148 amino acids)
Biological process (GO): cytoplasmic microtubule organization
Molecular function (GO): microtubule binding
Source: RefSeq, a predicted model, not a curated record